Eptesicus fuscus (big brown bat) is the source of this 888-nucleotide messenger RNA. Its product is annotated as glycine N-acyltransferase-like. Lineage: Eukaryota; Metazoa; Chordata; Mammalia; Chiroptera; Vespertilionidae. Gene Ontology annotation, molecular function: glycine N-acyltransferase activity. Gene Ontology annotation, cellular component: mitochondrion. The record is from RefSeq and is a predicted model, not a curated record. The transcript is spliced from 5 exons. The coding region runs from base 1 to 888 and encodes 295 amino acids.
AUGCUCCACUUGCAGGGUCCACAGAUGCUGCAGAUGCUAGAAAAAUCCUUGAGGAAGAGCCUUCCUGAGUCCUUAAAGGUUUAUGGGACUAUCUUCCACAUGAACCAGGGAAACCCUUUCAAGCUGAAGGCUCUGGUGGACAAGUGGCCUGAUUUUAAUACAGUAGUUGUCCGCCCUCAGGAGCAGGAGAUGGUAGAUGACCUUGAUCACUACACCAAUACUUACCAAAUCUACUCCAAAGACCCCAAGAAUUCUCAUGAAUUCCUUGGCUCACCAGAAGUCAUCAACUGGAAACAACAUUUGCAGAUUCAAAGUUCACAAUCCAACCUGAAUGAGGUGAUAGAAAAUCUUGUAGCUGUUAAACAGAGUCAGGUCAAGCGAACACAAUGCUUCCUCUAUAUGAUCCAUCUGACAGCAAAGAAAUUGGCUCCUUCCCUGCUGAGUGCAAAGAAGUUAUCGCCAAGUGGGGGCACACAUGAUUCCAUCAACCAAGAGAUGUUUAAACUCUCAUCCCUGGAUGUCACACAUGCUGCCCUGGUGAAUAAAUUCUGGCAUUUCGGGGGCAAUGAGAGGAGCCAGAGAUUCAUCGAGCGCUGUAUCCAGACCUUCCCCUCCUUCUGUCUUCUGGGGCCCGAGGGGACCCCUGUGUCCUGGACCAUGAUGGACCAGACAGGAGAGCUGCGGAUGGCAGGCACUGUGCCUGAGUACCGAGGACACCAUCUCAUCUAUCAUGUCAUCUGUGCCCAGAUCCAGGCUCUGGGGAAACUUGGCUUCCCCAUGUAUUCCCAUGUGGAUAAAGCCAACCACACCAUGCAAAGAAUGAAUCUCAAAAUCCAGAGUGUCCGUAUGCCUUGUGACUGGAACCAGUGGCAAUGUGUGCCUCUGUGA